Acanthopagrus latus (yellowfin seabream) is the source of this 3041-nucleotide messenger RNA. RefSeq names its product AN1-type zinc finger protein 3-like. The coding region runs from base 347 to 1084 and encodes 245 amino acids. Gene Ontology annotation, molecular function: DNA binding; zinc ion binding. The record is from RefSeq and is a predicted model, not a curated record. The transcript has 6 exons. Lineage: Eukaryota; Metazoa; Chordata; Actinopteri; Spariformes; Sparidae.
UCUCUGGCAGUGGUCUGCUCCUCACUCCAGCUGAUCGGCCCAGGAUUCCCCGGUGGCUCUGUCCGUCGCUGCUUUUGACGGCUCCGGUGUCUCAACGUCGACUUAAACUGCUUUAAUUUCACCGAGUCAGUGGCCGCUCGUGUCGGCAAGUCGCUCCACGUCUAGUGGAACUCCGAAAGACAGUCUGGCCGUGGGUGUUGACUCUGUACUCGUAAAAAAAAGAAGAAGAAGAGGAAGAAGAAGAAGAAGAAGAAAAAAAAGCCAGGGGAUCUGAACGCAAAUACGAGGCCCUCACUCCAUCCCCGGAUUCACCUGCUACGCGAAGAGCCUCACACGGAAGACCGACAUGGGGGACACGGGGAGCGAGGGCAGCAAGCCUCCGAGCAACGUUAACGUUAUACCCCCGCGCUGCCCCUGCGGUUUUUGGGGGUCGAGCAAAACUAUGAAUCUCUGCUCAAAAUGUUUUGCAGACAUUCAGAAGAAACAGCCAGACGAUGAUCGUGCCUCAAAGGCCUCCUCGAGCUCCAGCAGCAGCCAAGGAGACAUAUUCUGUAAUGACACAAACAGCAGCAUUAGUCAAUCACUGAUGUCGGUGCCUAACACAUCAGAAGAACCUUCGCCAGAAGAGACGGCGGCGUCAUCUCUACCUGCUCAGGACGAAGUAUCCAGCACAGACGCAGUCUUCAGUUCACUCUCCACUCCCACAAAACGCUCCUUUGAGUCAGAGUCAGAAAGUGACGUCUCACCCGAGAAGCGAGUGAGAGUGGGUGAGGUGCCGGAGGGCGAGGAGUCCUCGUCAUCGUUCUCGUCCGCAUCAUCAUCAUCAUCCUCGUCUCGCAGCGGCUCCAAACAGCGGAGCCGCAAACGUUGCCAUCGCUGCCAAACCAAACUGGAGCUGGUACAGCAAGAGCUGGGUUCCUGUCGCUGUGGUUACGUCUUCUGUAUGCUCCACCGGCUCCCGGAGCAACACGAGUGUCUGUUCGACCACCUGGGCCGUGGCCGCCAGGAGGCCGUCCUCAAGAUGGUCAAGCUCGACCGCAAGGUGGGCCGCUCGUGCCAGCGCAUCGGAGAGGAAUGCUCCUGAGCGACUUUCCCCCCCUUUCCUCGAAUCUCGGUGUUCAGACAGUGUCUUAGCACUAACAGGGAUUACAUAAUUUUUUUUUUCCUCCUUUCAUUUUUGUUUUUUCAAGAUUUUUCCAGGAUUUUUUGGAUACAAACCUCCACUUCUUUUCUUUUUAAAUUAUGCUCGCUCCUUUUUGGGGGGGGGGGGAUCCCACUGUUACUCCCAUUGUAUUCUGCUUCUGUUGGCUUGAUCAUAUCCCUGCUGCUAAGAUGCCUUUUGGGGAAAAAGGAAAUACAGAAUUUCUUCACUUAUUUGCGAGCUCCUGGCUACACACAAGUGAGCGGAGUAAGAAUGAAUAAAAGGAUGAAGAGAAGAAAUACAAACGCUUUAUACAAAUGUUUGUCUUGGAAGCCAGUUUAUGACUAAACUCUUUACCUCAAAAGAAGAAAAGAAAAACGAACGACGAGGCAGAGGAGGAUGAAGGGAUGGCAGACUGUGCUCUUUACCUCAAAAUCAGACAGAGCUGCUUUGUUCUCUGAGACGAGCGUGGACUUUGAAGCAAACCGAGCUAGUCAGCCUCAGUUUAAGUCAGUGUCUUACUCCCCUGGCCGUCCACUUCCCCCUAAACUUUUAGAAACACCUGUUAAUCAUCGACCUCAGGUUAUCAGGAUAUCAAAGCCCAAUCUUCACCUCCCCCCCAACAACUUGCAUCCUUCUCUUUUCUACCGCUGGACACCCUUUGCGCCACUAUUUGUUUGUUUCAGGUUUGCUCCAAAGGCAUUUCUGCUUUGUUGAGGACGCCACGACGGCUAAUGAAACUGGGUUUGAAUGUGUAAAUCCACCUUUAAUUUUAGGUGGGAGUGAGCUGGUUGUCUUCGGAUUGCACACGGAUCUAUCUUCACCUUUGGGAUGUGAUUGAUCAGGACUCAGAUUGUUUGCAGAUUUUCUCUGUCUUCCUUUUCUCUGCUCAGUCUUUCCCUCGUUUUUUUCCCCCCUCCACAGCCCUCCCACAUGAAGACAUGUUUUCUUCUCUCUCUCACACACACACACGCACACACACACACAAAAGACUCUUUUUCAGCAACGCGUGCUGGACGAAACGACAGGAAGACGACAUUUACAAUAUGUGACGUGCAUGAAAGUGUGUACGAUUCACGACCGGACCUAAAGUGACUGCUUUCUACACAUCCAAACAUAAUUAUGCUUUUUGUGAAUACACACUUCUGUCGAUUCGUGUGCUCGGCUGUUGUUCACAUUGAGCACGAGCAGGCAGAAACGUUUGCUGUACAGGUCGAGUUCGGACUGAAGUUGAGAUGGUUCCUGUUCAAAAUGGGUGAUAGUUGUUAAAAGUUCAGGUUACUCGUAAUGUCUUAGGCCUUCAUUUCAGUUAUCCACAUUUCUAAGGUGACACUUUGAUACGAGACUUCAUAUUGUUUGGGUUUUCCACUCCUUGGAUCAGUGCGUUAAUGUGUUUCCAUUCAGAGCUAGCAUGAUGCGCUCACAUGCAUUCUCCUCCUCCCGCCCUUUCACCAUCCUUUUCUCAUCUUCCCCAGUAUUGAUUGCUCUAUUUUUUUUUCCUUUCCUCUCUGCUCCCUCCUGCCCCCUUCCCUCUUUCUCGCUUCAGACGAGGGGGGCGGCGGCCGUGGUGAGCAGAGCGCUGAAAGUUAAAAUCAGCAAAUAAUUACCCUCCAAACGUUUUCCUGGCGGACUGUGGGAGGAAUGAACAGAAGAUGAAUAAUGAAUGAAUAUUCUGUAUCUUAAAGAAAAACCUUAUUUAACUCCUUUUUUGCGUUUCCCUUACACUUUAUAGUAGAGCUGCUUAUUUUCUCUUCUUCUCGGUUGUAAUAUGGUUACGACAACUGGAAGAUGAACGUGGAAAAAAUUGACAUUUUUGUUUCCAUUGCUUUACUUUUGGCUUCCCCUUUCCAACCUUUUUUCUUUUAUUGAGAAAGAAUAAACUGGAUAGAUAAAGUUUAAA